Pristis pectinata (smalltooth sawfish) is the source of this 13020-nucleotide messenger RNA. It is a transcript of the gene cep350, whose product is annotated as centrosomal protein 350. NCBI's taxonomy places the organism in Eukaryota, Metazoa, Chordata, Chondrichthyes, Rhinopristiformes, Pristidae. Gene Ontology annotation, cellular component: centrosome. Gene Ontology annotation, biological process: microtubule anchoring. The transcript has 38 exons. Bases 192 to 9839 code for a protein of 3215 amino acids. The record is from RefSeq and is a predicted model, not a curated record. Gene Ontology annotation, molecular function: microtubule binding.
GGGGGGGGGGGGUUAUUCUCGCGAGAGUUUGACGACCGCGGGCGCGCAGGAGCGGCUAAUGGCGGCGUCACAGAGCGCCGAGGGCGAGCGCUGCUAACGGUCGAUCGGGGGGAGGCGCACGGCGCCCAGCUCCGGGCACAGGCGCCGGGCCAGCGGCAUGUGCGGCCACAGCCGACCGGUAAGCUAACAUAAUGUGGGACAGCAAAUCUAGUGAGGCAUCUCCACUACACCAAGAACAAAUGCAGAGCCGGGAUACGAGGCGAGAUGUGGCCUCAGCAUGGGAUACAGUCAACCAAACUAAAGCUGCUUUGCGACACAUAGAGAACAGAUUGGAAGCUGUUCCAACCAGUACUGCUGUCUUAGACACUGUGAUGGACAACAAGAAAUCCCUGGGCAGUGCUACCAGGAAAGUUAGUAGGAAGGAUGGAAGGUACAUGGAGGACUCUAUGGGCAGUGCUUCAGCUGGCAAGUCCAACAGUCGCAGCAAAUCACGAAAGGACAAAAUGUCCCGGAGCCCCUUGAGAUCUACUACCCUGGAAAGCAACAUUAAGAAGAGCAGUCAAGUAGAAUUCAGAGACCCUUUAGCUUCAUAUAGGGAAUUAGAUGGCACUGUCCCACCCUGUCUGACUGCUGGCCAGCUGGAAGCUCAGCGCCUCCUUUCCAAUUUGACCUCAAAUGAAGCCCAAGGGAAGGAGAGUGAAACUCGCCACAUGAUAUAUGAGCAAGACAACCAGAGUUACCAUGGUUUGGAUAAUGAUAGCACGCGAUCAACUGCAGUGGAUGAUACUGUGGUGAAAUUUCUCAAUGACCAAUUAGCACUUGAUGCCCUGCACAACUCUGCACUUUAUAAAAAUUUGAGCCGAGAUACACUGGGACAGAAGGGUAAUGGCAUCAAAGGCUUCCACACUAAGGUAGUGAGCAAUGAUGUGGAUGCAAAGAGUGAACGGCCAUCUGAGCAGUCUCAGCUGUCCUCCCCGAGUUCCACAUCUGAGUCGGUAAUGCAGAGACUAGAGAUUAUGCGCAGGAAGCAAUAUGAUGACAAACUUGAGAAACUGAAAGAGCGGAUUAGGAAGCAACGGGAACAUUCGGAGGAGCCUGUCGAGAGAGACCGGCAGCUAAACUUCCAUGAGUUACCUAUUGCACUUGGUGUAAGUACUGCAGUUCCAGCCACCAAAGUGAGAAAGGUUGCUGUGGCACCGCCUGCUCCAUCAUAUAAAGGUUUCAAUCCCACAGAGACAAAAAUUCGGACUCCUGAUGGCAAAGUGUGGUGUGAAGAUGAAAUGCACAAUAUUAGCAAGGAUCUGUACCGGGACUUCACACUCCAGUUGGCAGAGAGUAGUAAAGUGAAAGAAGCUGCAUGUGAAAAAGCCAGAGAGAAGAAAGCCACUAAACCUGUGCGUAAGGUACAGAAAAUAACUCGAUCACCAAGCCCUGACACCAAACCAAGUGCCCAUGUUAUCAGCACAGCUUCGUGGCGUGAAGGCCAGAAACUGGUAAAAAUGGUUCUGGGACCUGCACCAAAGACAAUAACUGAAAGUAAGAUGGACACUAGCUUGAAAACCAGGAAAGAGAGGAAUGCCACACCUAAAAAUGCCACAAGAGCAGACCCUGACCCUAGACUCGAAACUUCCAGAAAGUCGAGGCCCAGAAGCUCUGAGCCUCGCACAGCAAAGCAGCCAUUGGGGGAUGACUGGAGAAAGGAAGAGGGGCAAAACAAACUGGAAGUGCUGAAUACACAUGCGCUGUCAGCCGAAGUAAGAGAGAUCCUUGAUGACCUUCAGCUUGAGGGAACUCGGAAAGGUUCAGAAGAAAAGGCAAAUUUGGAAGGUGGCAAACAGAUUACAGGAGGCCGUGCCUUCUGCAGAAGUGUGAGCCCAAUUAAGAGAAAGCAGGAGAAGUCCAACCUGAGUACUGAAAUGCAGCUGAAGCGAUUGAGGCAUUAUGAUGCAGAGGAGGUAAGGCAAUAUAUUGCCAGACAACAAGUAGAGAGGAAGAAGAGGCAGACAGAAGAGAAGAAAGCUCAGAAGGAAGCAAUGGAACAAAAGAACAAACGAUUGCAAGAACUCUACAGGAAACAAAAAGAAGCCUUCUCGAAGCCUAGGCCGGAACCAGUGUGCCAGAAAUAUUUACAGGAGACUUUCUCAAAAUGUGUAACUGAGCUGGCGAAGUUUAAUGAGCCGCCUCCCAACCAACCAGUACCAGAGGAGAAACAGCCAAAGACUGUCUACCAGCCUUCAGGAGAAUCUGACAAAGAGAACAAAGGACAGGAUCGCCCCCUUAGUGCCUCGUCGAGCAGUGACAUGUCUCUCUCCGAGUCUCGGCAGCCUCCUGGCAGGCGUGAACAUUUGGAGCCCUCCUGGAUACCUCCUCAUCAGGUCAACCCAUCAGUCCAGGCUGCUCACCCUUCUACUGGGGUUAAUCUCUUCUCUCGCCUGCUAAACCUGGAACCUCGAAGUUUGUUGCCCAGGGAUUUUGAAACAACAGCAAAGAGGAAGGAUGCUCCACCAAAAGGACACAUGCCUUCCCUCCAGUGCCCACCCUCCAGCUCCUCGCCGUAUGAUCACACAGCAGCUGGACAAAAGCCCACAGUUCCAUACAAGAGCAAACUGGACCGCAUUGAGGCACUAAAGGCAACGGCAGCCUCCCUGUCCAAUCGGAUUGAGAAUGAAGCGAAAAAGCUGGCAGGUGCUGGUAUCAACUAUGGCAUCAUGCAGGACUCCGAACACGAUGUGCUGCAGACCACUUGGGAUGAUAGGCACUGGGCCAAGCUUGCCAGCCCACCUGUUCGUGAUGGUGGCAGUGACGAUAUCUCAUCCAGAAUUUGGAGAAUCCAAGGACCCAACAUGGGCCACACUACCUAUGAGGAUCAGCUGCCUGGGGUUGGCAAUUUGUAUGAGUGUAAAAAGCCUCUUGAGCUGCCACAGUGUGACAACUUUUCAGCAAAGAGGCCUGAAAAAUGCCAGGAAGUCACUUGGGAAAACACCUACAAGAGGUCACUUGAGGUCCUGGAACAAAACCUACAAAAGCUCAGUCGGGAAAGGAAUCAGUUUGAUUCCCCCAAUUCCAGUGGAGGCUCAAUCAGUGAAGGGCCACUACUAAGUGAAGGCAGUCUCUCAGAGGAGGAUGGUCAGCCAAGUUCCAGAGACCCGACUAAAUUAACACAAAGAUUAAAGGAUAAGGAUUUCUGUGCAGACGUGUCAAAUCCUACCCAGCCUGUGGCAGAGUUCCAGAAAGACGCAGAGAGAUACCAGCCUUUCCAGCUACAAUUGGAGGGACACAAGAGCAUAACUCCCUGGGAAGAGCUAGCCAAGGGGAGCCCUCACAGUGUGAUCAACAUCUUUACAAAGAGCUACCAGUGCUGUGGGAAAGGAGAUUUAGAGGAGCAGUCUGAUAGAGUCUCCCCAACUCUGCAACCUCUGAUAUCUGCAGCAAGCCCUGAAGAAGUGGAUGGAUAUGAAGAUGAUUUCCUUUCCUCUCACAGCAGCACAGGUGUGAGCAGGAAGUUCCCUUCAUACCAAAGCAGUUGUGCUAGCAGUCCUUCCAGUGUCUGUGAGGAGCUUCCCAGCAAAAGAUCUCAAGAAAGAAGGCCUGGAGAGGUGUCCCCUCUAUCUUCAGCACACCGUUCCACACCCUCCUCCCGAUCAUCCAGUUCUUCAAGAAAGAAAAUGAAAAUAGAUGGUGCAGAUGUUGCUGGAAGUGUGCGACAUUCUCCUGUGGAUGACAGUACAUGUGUAUCUGCAAGUAUUUCAGAUCAAGCCUCUGCUGAAGGAAAGGUACUGAGUCUGGGGCAAGGUGUAGUCGGUGAUCCUGAGCAAGCGAAAAACUCUAAUGGCACAGUAGAAGAAGCCCCCGUUGUAUCCCCUGUCAGUGUCCAGGUGGAAACCUCAAAGCCUAAGAAAGCCACAAGCUCUUUGUCCUUUCAAUCUGCCAUCAGUGCUUCAUCCCAGAAACCUUUACAGAAUGACACGACAACUGCAGCAGGAGAUGGGACAAGACAAACUGCUACCACAACCUAUGCACCUUCACCUUCUCCUACCUACAGGCCACACUUUACUGACGUCAGUGUGACAGGAGCUAGACUUCCCUCAUCUUCAGCUGCAGCCUCCAUGUUCAGUUCCCCACUCGCCCUCCAGCAUCGCAUGAGUGCUGAACUUGCUUACUUGGAUGCAAUAGAGGACUCUGUCCGUCAGCUCUCAGAGAUGGAGAAGAUCCGGGGAAUUACACUUGCUCAACAGGAGAGUGUGUCUUUGGCUCAGAUCCUGAAGGCUCAGCACCAGAGACAUGAGCAUGACUUCGCCCUGCUGAAGCUAAAGGCUGACCAGGAAAAGGUGGCAAGUCAGAAACAGCUAGAGGAAACCAGGCAGAAAGCAGCACAGGCACAUGCAGAGAGCCUGCUGCAGUUUGCACAGACUCGCCAAGAGAUGCUGCAAGAAUCCACAAAUAAAAUGAUGGUUCAACAAGUGGAAGCUGCUAAGCUGACUGCGGACACAGCACGGCAGAUCAAAGAGAUGACUGAGCUGGCAUAUGUACAGAUUGCAGCAGGAUCUCCGACUGCUGUGACUACCAACCUAUCACGUGAAGCAGUCACUGCACCAGUUAUGGCACUGUUGGACCAACAAAGGCAGCAGCAUUCGGAGCUUAUGAAGCAACUGCACACCAAGACUGAAUCUGAAGGCAGGAGGAAUGACAGUAGCCUAUCAUCUGUUGGUCCGGUGGAGAAAUCGCAUGAUUCUAAAGUUCACUAUUCAGCCUCAUUAGACAGCCUGUCUGAGUCAUCCAGAUACAGACAUCAUGAUCAAAGUAGCGGUGGCAGCAGUCGUCAAGACAGUCCUUCCUUGCCUUCCUCUGAGAAGGGAGCAGAGUGCAGGGCUUCCCAUGGUGAGAAAGGAGUUAGCUCUGUUGAAGAGGCGGUGCACACAGCAGCUGAUGACUCAAUACGAAGUGGCAGUAUGCCUUCUUUGCCUGAUGAUAAAGAUUCUGCCUCCAUUGCCACCGAGUAUUCUUUGAAGUUUGAUGAAUCAAUGACAGAAGAUGAAAUUGAAGAGAAAUCCUUCCGCUCCCUGUUGCCAUCUGAGAGCCACCGCCGCUUUAACAUGGAGCGGAAGCGCAGCCGACAGGAUGAUUCAGAUGAGGAAACUACCAGGGACCAGUCAACCUUGACAGCUGUCAAACAUGAUUUAAGCAUGCCCUUCUCGGGGGGCCAGGACAGUUUCUCUAAAUUCACAAUGGAGAUGGUGAGACAGUACAUGAAAGAGGAGGAGAUGCGUGCCCAGCACCAGGUGUCACUCCUCAAGUUGCGAGAACGUGCUUUGAAGGAAAAGACAAAAGCUGAGCUGGCUUGGCUGGAACAUCAAAAGAAGCGCCUGAGAGACAAAGGGGAAGAUGACAAGAUGCCACCAAUUCGUAAGCGACAGCGUGGGCUACUUCUCAGGCUGCAGCAGGAGCAGGCUGAAAUCAAGCGCCUGCAAGAAGCCAACAGGGCUGCUCGCAAGGAAAGACGGCUGAUCCUGAAACAGCAGGAGGAGAUUCAGCGUUUGCGCCAGACCACUAUCAAGAUACAGGAAAAACUCAAAUCAGCUGGAGAGGGCAAGCUGGAGCUGCGGAGCACAGAACAAGUCGAGGAAGUGAAUGUUUCUAAAGUGAGCCAUGCUUCCAGUCCCUUGCAGACAGAUGUAGAGACACGGAGUCCUUCCCCCAUUUCUAUCUCGGGCAGUGAAACCAGCAGCAUCAUGCAGAAACUGAAGAAGAUGCGCAGUCACAUGGAUGAAAAGUUCCUCACCAAGCGAGAGCAAAAAUUGAUGCAUCGGCGACGGCAUGCAGAAGAGCUGCUUGAGUGGAAAAGACGGCUUGAUGCUGAGGAAGCUGAGAUUAGGCGGAUGGAAAAAUUGGCCUUGGCUGCAUGGAACAAGGAGCUUAAACAAAAGGUGGCAAAGAGAGAAACAAAUGAAAGAAGUCCAGGGUCUAAAGAUACAGCCAGUGAGGAAGAAUGCUCAGCACCUCCUCAAUCUCGCCUCCACAGUGACAGCUCCAUUCCAUAUGAAAUUGGAAGCCCACUUGCACAGACUGUAGAAUCAGCAUCAGCUGUCCUCCGGACAUCCACCAGCCCUGAGCACAGUGUUUUCACAGAUGAUAGUUAUUCCCAGGACUUUGAAUAUGUUGCAACACCUAGCAAACAGUCUGCUUCCUCGAAAGUGAGCGUCAGUACAUCAAAGCAAGAUGGUAAGAAAAGUAACUCCGGCCUCAGUUUACAGAUCAGGCCUGAAGUAAAGUCACGCCAAGCAUCCUGCAGCUGGUCUGAUGAAUCUGUUUCUGUGACGCAGUCAGAGACAGCAUCUGACCAGAGUGAUAUAGAGGGCAGGAUUCAUGCAUUGAAGGAUGAGCUGAGGAAGCGCAAAUCCAUUGUAGACAAACUGAAGAAAGAGCAAAAGAAGCGUCAGAAGGAGAGAUUGAAAGCACAGGAGGCGAGUCUCAUUAAACAACUCGAGUCCUACGAUGAAUUUAUUAAAAAGACCCAAGCAGAACUAAGCAAAGAAGUGUCCAGUUCAACCAAACCACAAAUCAAAACCCCUUCCUCCAUUGCUGCUGAGAAGCCUAAGAUUAAACCACUUUCUCUACAAAGGACUGAAUCUGCAAAGAGCUGGAAAUCCCUUACUGAGGGUGAAAGAUCCAAAGUGUCACUGGGCUCCCUUGUUAAACAGGAACAAAGACCCUCAAGUCCUGAUGGACAGAAAUCUAGUUGCCUCAAUGAACUUCAAGCAUCAGACAAAAGCAAGUCCACACUCUUUGACAGUCAAACUGAUGAUUCCUGCAGAAGUGCUUCACCAAUUUCCAUAUCUCAAAAGAAAUCUCAGCUGGAUAAUGUACCAGCAUCCUUGCCUCAAAAGGGAAUACCUGAAUUUAGCCCCUUGCCAGACCAGUCUGUUGCUAGGUCAGCAGGCGGGUCUGGUGAAGAAAAUGUGUCCACUCAUCGAUCUGUGCAGGAUGAUGUUCAGGAAGAACUUGAAAAUAUAAAAUCAGAAGAAUCUGAAAUAAAUGACUUACUUGGGGUCUCUCAACAAACUGAUAAAUCUGAACCCUUGCUGAAACUAGAUGAUAAGAAACCACAGCCUUUCUGCAUCUCUGAGUUUUCUAAGGAUGCAAAGCAGCCUUUUCAAGUUGAGCAUGAUGAGAAGAACCUUAAGGAAUUGAAGGAUGAGAAAUGCUACUUGGACAAAGAAGGUGACUCUGAAAAGGAGGAUCAUUCAGCCAAUUCCAUGAAGUUUAUAAAAUCAAUUAAAUAUGACACUUUUGAUGAAUAUGCAAAAUCUGACCAUAGGGCUUUGGAUGAAACAUCAUCAAAGAAUGAUUCCCGUCCUCAAGAUUUAGACCACCAUUCCCCAGGUAAAGAGGCAACUUACUCAGAAGACUUUGAGUCAUCAAGAAAGAAGCUAUCUGAAGACUUGGAUGAAAAUUCUCACAUUGGAAGUUCUAGAGGUGAUGUUGAAUCUGCAAUGGUCCUUUCAUCAAGAAACAAGAUUGCUUACAAUGAGAGUGUUGCUGGGCUCCAGGUGCUGUCUGAUCUUGACCAUUACAAACAAGGGGAAGUGGAUGGAGGAGCAGAGCAUUCUCGAAGUGCUUCACCAGUCAUCAGCACAGAUGACGAGAUCAGUGAGCACCUAAGUGAAAAAUCCUUUUCAAGUUGUGGUAGUGUGCAUUCAGAAAAACUUCUGGAUUUGAAAUCAUCAAUUCAGAGCAGAAAUGUAGAGCACAGUGCUGUAGACACUGAGGAACAGACACCUGUUCCAUCACAUUCUCCUUCUCCUUGUCACACUCCUACACCUACAUCACAUGAAACCGAUGAACUGCGUGAAUUCCAAAUUAGUGAUAGAGUUUUGGUUAGUAACAUCCAGCCAGGCACUCUCCGCUUUAAGGGAAGAACCAACUUUGCUGAUGGGUUUUGGGCUGGUGUAGAGCUGGAUAAGCCAGAAGGUAGUGGUAAUGGGAUGUAUGAUGGAGUUGUGUACUUCAGAUGCGAGGACAAGUAUGGCAUUUUUGCACCUCCGCACAAGAUUUCUGUUCUACCCAAGUGUUAUGACAAGACCAUCAAUACAGCAGAAAAUGAAGAAAGCCCAUUGUUAGAGAUUGAAUUGGAUCACGAUUGCAAACCAUGGAGUGGGGAAGAAGGAUCAAAAGAAGAAUCAAAGCAGCAGGAGUAUGCAUCUUAUGGCAGUAAAAUCCCCAUUGAUCAAGUUGAUUUUAAGAUGACUCGAUCUGAAAACGAUUUAAAUAACCAAAUUACAAACAAUCUAUUUUCUGAGUCUAAUGCCAUUGACUUGGUUCAUAAUGUCAGUAAAUCUUUAAAUGAUCAAAAUUUAGAGAAUCUGCCCAAAUUGGGUAAGGAGGAAAAACAACCUAAUUUCAAAGUUCAAGAUGAUGAAGAGCUCAGUGUAGCUGAUGUAUCCAUCAAGAAACCAUCCAAAACUGUACUGGAGAAGGACACUGAUUUCUUCACUGAGUUGUCUGUGCAUUCUUCCAGUGAAACAAAAGAGUUAUCAUCACCUGUCCAUGAAAAGCCUUCCACCCCUCUCUUGGAUCUGUUGAAUAAGGAGAAGGAGCAACUUGAGGCACAACUGAAAAUACCAAGCCUCAGUUCUGAAUCUGAAGAAAUAUGUGACAGUGAGGGUUUUAAAGUGGAGGAAUCAAAGGCCAUUCUUGAGGACAAUGAAGACUUUAGCAAAGAACAGAAGGACAAAGAGACAAAAGCUAGCUCUUUGGCUGCUGAUAUCCUGUCUUCCUAUCUGAAAGAUGCAGUCAAACAAUUGCAGCAAAUCAAAAAGGCUCGAGAUGAAAAGAUUGAACUAACUAACCAAAAGUUAUGGUGCAAAUCAGCUGAAGAAUCCUCUCCCAGGUCAUCUCCCAAGUAUUUGGAGGUACAAAAUGGAGCUGGUGUUCAAUUACAGACUUCUACUGAAAGAGAUGACAGUGAUGAGGAUAAGGAGGAAAUAUUAUCUCCAGAUCUUUGUCCUAGACCUGGCAGCCCAGUGUUUGGCACGAGUGGGCAGGAAGAAUUGGCCAAGCGCCUUGCAGAGCUGGAAUUGAGUCGUGAGCUGCUUGAUGACCUGGGAGAUGACCAGGACUGGUUUGAUGAAGACUUUGGACUAAGCUCUCGUAAAGUGCAGCAGCCAGGACCAGAGCUAGAGCCACAGUUACCAAAAGCUGUGGCUGUAAAAGUCCGUGAAGAGCAGUAUUUUGCUGUACCUCAUGAUGCACUGGAGGUUGAAAAGUUAGUCCAUGCAGCUGCUGAAGAGCUUUGGAAGUGGCAGGAGGUGGCACACGAUCUGUGGGAUAUUCCGUUACCCCAGGACUAUCUCGGGAAUAACAAAGGGCAAGAUGUAGAGAGUGUCAGCAGAAGAGUUUAUUGUGAGGCUGUAUUUAACUUAACAAGAGAGAUUUUCAGUGAGAUUUUUGCAGAAGACCCCAAUGCCAGGCAGCCCCCGUGGAUGAAGUCCAGCAGAAACUGCUCUGCUUAUUUCAGGCGAGUGAGGAACCCGCAGGAUAUCGGUGAAGUGAAGACUUUCAUUUCCAAUGAAGUCCUGAAGCUGUUUGGGUUCAGUAAAGAACAAAACCACAAGACCGACUGGCAAAAAAUGAUGAAAUUUGGCAGGAAGAAACGGGACCGAGUGGAUCACAUUCUGGUCCAGGAACUUCACGAGGAAGAAGCUCAAUGGGUCAAUUACGAUGAGGAUGAGUUGUGUGUGAAGAUGCAGUUGGCAGAUGGGAUUUUUGAUGCCCUGAUAAAAGACACAGUAAAUGUACUAAAUCAGAUUCAGGAGAAACGGUCGAAGCUCACUGCAUCCUAACUCCAGCCACACCAUCACCUGACUGGACUACAGAAGGAACUUGGGCAUGGCCGUUCUCAAGCAAGUCAGCAAGCUGACGUACAGCCUCUGAACCCAUCCCAUCGGGUUGUCACCUGGCAUGUUGGUUUGUGAAUGAUGAAUGGUUUAUGAUACUGACCUCAUCCUGAAGUAGGCAGCGUGUGGAAGCCAGAAGUGCCAAUUUUACCCUUCCCCUUUAUAUCUGUUAUUGUCCCAUUUAUUUAUCUAAACUGUAGCAUAGUUUUGAAUUGAGAAAUUUGCACAUUAAUUUUGUUCUGAUUUAUGCCUGUUUACUUUUUUAAAAAUGUGACCAUAUAUCUUGAGGUGCUAUGGUUUCCGUGUUUGGUGUUUUGCUAGCUCUGAGAGUUAAUGACUGACAUGCAUCAAGGGUAAACGUGAUCUCUGAGCUAGAAGUGUAUCUGCAUGAUUGAAGUGAAGGACAAAAAGAUUAUUGACAUAGAAAAAUGCUUCAUUAACUUUUUUCUGGUUUUAAGUUAUUUUAGAAGAAAGAACAUUGUUUUAUUCAAUUAAAUGGGCUCUAUUGAGUUUAUUUUAGGGGAAUUGUUGCACCUUUUAGAUCACUUGUUGAAUCAGGAGCUGUUUUCUUAAAGAACUAUAAUUUGGGUCACAACAUGACUUCGUGACGUCAGUGCGGUGUUUGUUCCUUGCACUCAUUUGUAUACUGCACUCCAAGGUAAAACUGCACCUGAAGAAAGAUUCCUUGGCGGAGGGGGUGAGGUGAUCUAUUCCUUUUGAGGUUUGAAGUUGCUUGAUGAUAGCCAACUGACAUGUAAGAUUCUCUCAGAUGGGAAUCACCUUUCUCUGUCAGUUGCACUGGGUGCUGCUCCUAUCCAAGUGCUUGCGCUCUAAUGUUCUGCAAAUAUCUCCAGUCAAGUUAUCAAGCACCAAUGCUAUAUCUGCUGGCUUUUGGCUUCUAGAGCCUCCCUGUGACAGUACUGUGUAUGUCAAGAAGGGUCCUGUCAAGGAUGCAAGAUCUCAGAUUCCCUUCCCUGAGAAAUACAAGACUCUGACCUCACUGCACAUAACACACAUUGAAUGAGAGAAAUUAGUUGCUUUCCAAUUUGCACUCUAUUCUUACAGUGAUAUUAUAGCAAAGGUGCUACCGCCUCUAUCUUUGACACUGGGUGCAAGAUGUUUAAUGAAUUCCUGAGAAACACUGGUUUUGAUGAGCAGACAGUGAUAUUUUUCAGCAAGGCUCGCUCGAGCUGGGAUGCUGGCUGACCUCGUUUCCUUCCCACAGUGGCACAGCUGGUAGAACAGCUUCCUCACGGCUCCAGUCACCCAGGGUCAAUCCUGACCUCAGGUGCUGUCUGUGCGGAAUUUACAUGUUCUCCCUGUGACUGCAUGGGUUUCCUCCCACAUCCCAGAAGUGCGGGGAUUGGUAGGUUAAUUGGCUGAUGUAAAUUAACCCUUGUAUGUAGGUGGGAUGGCAACUGGGGAGAAAAGGUUACAGGUAAAUUUAGUGGGGGGGGUGGUGGGAUUGCAUAGACUUGAGGGGCCAUAUGGCUUUCUGUGUUGUAGGGAAAUAUGGUAAUGUGGAAAUAGCCUGAGGAUUGUUGAGACUGAUCUUCAAACAUUAACGGCUCAGCUGCUCAAUGUGAGGGAGUGCAGUCUGAGCCUUCUGGUUUGUGGGUUGCAACCGUUCCACUUGCUGGAGGAGGUGAACAAUCUUUCAGAUUGCUUUUGAAGCUGGUUAUUGCAUAGUAUUUUAGUGCUCAGUAAGUAUCUUUCCUUGUCUCCUAUGACCAGAACUGGGGCAUCUAUUUCAGGAGAGCUAAAUUAAUUUUCCUGAAUAUUGAAGCUCACCAAUCAGCCAGAACAGUCUGUUGGAGUGCAGUUUCUACUGGAAGUCCAGGGAAAUGCAACUUAAAAGGGGAUCAUUUUCUUUUGAGCAAAAAAGAAAAACAAUGCAUUUUUAAGUUAGGAGCAAGUUUUAGAGGUAUAACUUCAGCACUGCAAUGAUUGUGCUAUGCUUCAACUCUCUAGAAAUGAGGUUUUCCAGGUGUGCUGGAAGCCUUGACACCUGAGGUGAGAGAUGAUUGCUGAGCAGGGGGAAGUCCCAUGAGCUAUUCGUAUAGUUGUGAAGGUUAGGGCUAGAAAGCAGUGAACGGACAAACAAGUUUAGUUAUGCUGCAGCUCAACAAUUACACCAAUUCUCUUCUGUACAUUGCACAAUAUUAGCCAGAUAUCUGUUCACUUAAUGUAGUGAAUUGCAGACUUACUGCCUUAACCCCAUCAACAACAAUACUAGUGUUUGAUCAAGAAUUGGUAGGUUAACAACUGGUCUGAAUUGCAGUAAAGGUUUUAUCACUGUGAUUCUAGAUAGGGCUAAAUCAAUCUCUCCCUCUCCCUCUGUCUCCACCUCCCCCAAUUCCUUGCUCUCUCUCCCUCUCUCAUAAUUAGCAGUGUACCAAAGGAGCUGGAGCAGCAUUGCAAACGUGCUUCUUACCAAACUAUUUGCUACUAAACAAAAGCCCCAUGUUCACUGACUGAUGGGGUAACACGGAAUGCUGGUUCUGGUUGGCUCUCCCUUCAGAUACAGGUUGAAAUGCAAACCACAGGAUCCAAGCCAACAAUUGACAAAGACAACUUGCUCAGUAAUUAGUGUUUUAAUCCUCAGCCUGUUCAGGGAAGUUUUGACCAUUUUAUCCAUAGGGCUCGAGUUUAAAAUGAUUGCCUUAGUUACUUAUACUUGAGAAAGCCAGUACUGUGUAUGCAAGGCACAAGUUCUUGGCUGCUUGAUGACACAAUAAGAGAAUGAAACCUAUUUAUUAAGAACUUGAAGUUCAAAUGCUGCUGUGCUCAGUGCUGUUCCUUGUCUCCCCAUUACACAUGCCCAGUUUCUGUCACUCUACUGGGUAGACUAACACAAGGGGACUUGCCUAUGUGUACUAUAUAGUGCAGAGCUACACAAAGGAGUACUUGACUGUGUAUUUGUAUAGUUGUGUGAAUGUGUGUAAAUACUGGUUGAGCAUUCCUAUCUGAGGCAAUUCCCUUCCCUUUUGUAAUUUUAUGGGAAGGGCCAAUGUGUGCAGUAUGGAAAUGUAAAAUAGGUUUUUCUGUGUAUACAUAACUAUUAUAUAUAUAUUUGAUAACAAAUUGACUUAUUAAUACUUAAGAAUUUUGUAAAUAAAUCAUUAUU